AUGAAGAACCCACCGCAUUCUAUUUGCAGCAGGAAGAAAAUGUCGCUGGAUGGGUCGGUCUACAUUGUGCACUUGCUGGAGGUGGACUUGACACAGGUCCAAUUCGACCAGGACAAGAGGAUCAUUUGGCCUCAGAUGGAAAGCGGAGCCCCUGCGCCCACUGUGGAUGGUGUGCUGGUUCUGCAUGAUGCCACCAAACCAGACAGGCUUUCGUUGACGACGAACCUCAUCUGUAUGUGUGGAUAUUCAUUGGCUGCUUCGAAUCUGCCCUUCCUGCAGGUAGCUUGCAAAUGCGAUGUCAAUCCUGAGCCUGUGGAAGAUAGCCAGGUGGAUGCGAUCCACGAUCAAUACGAGAUCUACCGAACAUCGUUUUCUUCACCGAGAUCACAACGGAUGUGCAUAGCCCUGGUGCUGCGGGGAGUUAUUUCAACCCAUGAAGAUCUCGCCCCCGAGUUGGAUAUUGAAGUCUCGAGUCCUGAUCCUUCGGUCACUUCACCGAGGACAACCACGAAAUCUUUCCCACAACCCCACGAUUGGCAUCAUACCCGUGCCAACUCCGAAAACCCCUCAACCGUGUUCGCCGGAGCCGCUGGCGGCCCACAAACGACGCCCUCGGAUCAAUGUGUCGAUAGGGACGAGAAUCGCCACCCAGCCGACCAGCCAAGCCCCAGUCAGCCUCUACAGCACCCCUCAAGUUCCCACCGUUAUGCCCGAAGUAACUCGCAACCGGUGCGACCGCAAACUCCACCAUCCGGAGCUCGUCUGAAUCUGCGCAGACCAUCAGUACAAGAACAAUAUUCCCCCAGUCACGACAGUCGUCAGCAACGAUUACACAGCGCCUGGCGCCACAGUGGGGGGUCGGACGCAUUCAACAGUUUCCUCACCAUGGACGACGAGAUGGAAGAUGGACAAAGCCGGCCUCCAAGCCCUGGCGCGAUCCUGCGACCAAAACCCAGCAGCGAAAGCAAUUCAAGUGCAGAGACAGGUUUUACCUUCGAUGAGCUUGUCGACCGUUUGAUUUCUUUGCCAAUGUCGAAACAAGACCAAAAAUUCGCCUCCAUAUUCCUCUGCCUCUAUCGCAAAUUUGCUCCUCCCGGGGCCCUGUUGAGUGCCCUCAUAGUUCGGUUCGAACGAAACGAAGCGGGCAAUGCCGACCAGCUCGCUCGCAUGGCCGACCAACUACGACUACUCGAUAUCAUGGCUCAAUGGGCCUCUGAAUACCCUGGGGACUUCGCCCAUACCAACCUUCGCAAACGCAUUAUUGAAUUUGUCAGCACGCUCGAAAAGAGCCAUUUCUACAUGUUCGCCGCCAAGGAGAUUGGGUCACAGUUAGAUUCCAAUGCGGCGGACGACGACAUUGGUUGGGCCUAUGGUGGAGACAGCGACAUAGACGAUUCUCAACUAGCGGAGACGUUCUUCGACAAUUCGGGCCGGAGCUCCCCAGCGCCGAUUUUCACAGGCACUGCCACGCCGGCUGCCUAUGAGGAGGAGGAAGAGCAAGACCCCAUAUACAGUAUGAGCGCGCUGGACCUCAGCGAAGGUCCUCACGAUUCUACAUCACGGCUCUCGGGCACUCUUUCAGUCUCCUCCAAUGCCGCCGACAAACCUAACAGUACCAUCAACCAAUCAUUCACAUUGUUAAGCCUUGAUGCAGCCCAGAAAGAAGCAUUGCGUCUAGAAUUAACACUCAAGACUACCAUUGGCAAGAUCCAGUGGCGGUUCUUCAUGGAGACACCAGAAGAAGAGUUUGCAAGAGAACUUACGCGAAUUGACUGGGUGAUGUACAACUCAUUCCGGCCGCGCGAUCUUGUACGACAUGUUAGCUUGUCAGGCAUCGACAAGGACAAGGUCAAGAGCUUGACGAACGUCAAUCGAAUGAUCAAGCAGUUCAACCACCUUGCGUUCUUUGUCGCCAGCAUGAUCCUCCUACGUGAUAAACCUAAGCACCGAGCGAAGGCACUGGAAAAGUUUAUGAAUAUUGCAGCUAAACUCCGCCGUCAAAACAACUACAACUCCUUGGGCGCUGUGAUUGCCGCGAUCAACGGCACUCCCGUCCACCGUCUCACACAAACCCGAGACCUGGUCCCCAUCCCUGUUCAGAAAGACUUCAUGCGACUAGUCAUUCUCAUGAGCACACAACGAAGCCACUUUGCCUACCGUCUCGCCUGGGAGAAUUCAUUCUCAGAGCGAAUCCCAUUCCUCCCCCUCCACCGUCGCGAUCUAGUCUCUGCCGAAGAGGGCAAUAAGACAUUCGUGGGCGAGAAUAAAUCCCGCAUCAACUGGAAGAAAUUCGAAGUCAUGGGGGAGGUGGUCCUCGGCAUCCAGCGAAGCCAGAAGAGCCCCCACCCCCAGGCUCAAAAAUUCGACGAUGUCGAGAGACUCAUCCUGGAGUCGAAGCUCUCCGGAGACGAAGAGGACUUAUAUGCGCGCAGCUUACAUGUCGAACCGUCCACGGGAGCAGAAGGACGAAGGAAGUUUGGAUGGUUGCUCCAACCCCAGCCAACCCCAAUCCAAUCCAAUCCUCACAAAAUGGCCACCCUCCAAGCGCGCACAGCCUACCGGGCCCUCCUCCGCGAGCUUCCCCGCCGAAACAUCAACACCCCCUCCCCACUCCACCAGCGUCUCCGCGACGUCUUCCGCUCCGUCCCAACAACCACAAACGGUGCAUCCCCCUUCUCGAUCUCAACAACACCAGAGGAACAAUCCCUCCGCGUACAGGAAGCCGAGCAGCUCGCGCAAUAUGCUCGCGCCCAGCGCACGUACUGCGAAUUGCUUGAGCGCUAUAACCCCGGCAUGAGCAUGGAUGAGGAAGAGAAGAUCCGACUCACGGCUCGUCGGGUUGGAUUCGAUUUGCCUGAUUUGCAUAGCCCUGAGGUGAAUGAGAACUAG
Penicillium salamii is the source of this 2889-nucleotide messenger RNA. Lineage: Eukaryota; Fungi; Ascomycota; Eurotiomycetes; Eurotiales; Aspergillaceae. The record is from the annotation of a GenBank genome assembly.